Trematosphaeria pertusa is the source of this 489-nucleotide messenger RNA. RefSeq lists its product as uncharacterized. NCBI's taxonomy places the organism in Eukaryota, Fungi, Ascomycota, Dothideomycetes, Pleosporales, Trematosphaeriaceae. The coding region runs from base 1 to 489 and encodes 162 amino acids. The transcript has a single exon. The record is from RefSeq and is a predicted model, not a curated record.
AUGAGUUUCGACUGGCGCCGCAUGUCCUUGUGGGUGCUCCCGCACUUCGGCUGCCCCAGCGUCACGAGGGAGGCGGCGAUUGCGUACUACGGUGGCGGCGUCAUGCCCGCCAAUCGAAUCGGGUAUGCGGUACACAGACUGCAGGCUGCAGGCGUUUCUUACGGUGGACAGCCUGCACCUCCGCCUCACGCCUGCGGAGUAUAUCCGCCGUCUCACGGUAUCUAUAUACCCUUUCCACUGCCCGGCACUUUGUUUAGUGCGGGGAUGUCUGACAAGGGGUACGCCUUACUGGCGGAGAACUUCCGCGCGCUGGGGAAGGUGCGGUUAGAGGAGGGGUUUCGUCUCUGUGUUCAUAUUUCGAGAUUUGUGGACGGGGAGAGGGGGUUGGGACGAGUGUUGCGCGUGUUGUGGCCGAUGUGUGUUUUGCUUAAAGAGAAGGGGGUGGAGGUGGAGAUAUUGGUUCUGGAGGAGGGGAAGUUCGGAAAAUAG